CUUUUUAGAAACCCCUCGUCGUCUUCGAAGCAGAGCCCCUCUACAGACUCCCCACCCCCUUCCCUCUAUCUGCCCUCUUUAAUGGUGGAUUUUUUAGGGUUAGGGUUUCCCCUUCCCAUCAAUUUCGCGCUCUUUUCCCGCCCCUCCCUCUCUCUUUUGAUCUCUCUACAUGCAUCCUUUUGUUUCUAGUCCCAAAAUCGAAGGCCGAUCAAGCCAUUGCUCGCCGGGAUCGAGCUACGUGAAUGCUUCUGAGUUCUCUUCCUUCAGGCCCGAGGUUUUCUCUAGUUUUUGAUGGAUUCGAAGGAGGGGAGCAGGCCCUUGAGGACGAGUGAUCGGCUGAGGCAAAGGAGGAAGCUUUAUGGGCGGUCCUUUUACUAUUAUAACCCUGGGAUUCGCAAGAAGAGCAAGAGUAAGAAGAGGACUGCGGCUUCUCAGAUUGUUAAGCAAUUGAAGAUGCGAGGGGUCCGGCUGCCGAAUGAUUCUGUUGCAGCAAAUCUUCGCCGUUCAACAAGAAAAAGGAAGAUUUCUAUACAUCUUGAUGAUUACGAGACAGACAGUUCGAGAUCAGAUGACGAUCUAAUGGCACCAAGGUUUCGUUCCUCUAAAAGCAAGGCGGAAAACAAUGCCAAUCAUGAUGAAGUUUCUACCUACACAAGGAAUAGAAAGGUACAGAGUAAUAAAUACCUUCCACGUCGUGAAGGAUUACGACCUCGAAAAGCAGACAGAGGGCCAAGAAUACAGCCAUAUCAAGAAUCAGAAGAUGAACAUGAAAGCUCUGAACCUCAGGCCGAGCAAGAUGAUACAGAAAAUGGAAAUGCCCUUGAGGAGGAUGGAGAAGAUGAAGCAGAGGGUGAAGGAGGGGAGGAUGUAGAUGAAGAUGAGGAUGAUGACGAUGGGGAAGAGCAAGGGCGCAAGCGAUAUGACCUUCGAAAUCGUGCAGAUGUACGCAGAUUAUCUCCUGAGAAAGAUGGGAAACAGAGACCACGGUCGCCGCGUAGAGUACUGCAUCAUGGAAUGGGUUCCAGAAAUGGUAAGGAUAUGAGGAAGGGUGGUUCUCGAGUUCAUAAGCGACCUCGGUUGUCGAGAGCUGAUGAUUCUGACGAUUCUCUUCUUGUGGAUGAGUUGGAUGAUGGCCCAGUGAUUCCAUGGAUGCGUGGUGGAAGAAAUGGAGCACCAAUGCUUUUCGGGGGAAUGGACAUGCAUGGCACAACAGCAUGGGGAUUAAAUGCUGCUGCCUCUGGAUGGGGUCAUCAGGCUGACGUUUUUGCUUCUCUUACGACUGGUGCACAAACUGCUGGGCCCAGUUCAAAGGGGGGAGCAGACAUUCAGCCAUUACAAGUUGAUGAAAGUGUGAGCUUUGAUGACAUUGGAGGUCUAUCUGAGUACAUUGAUGCCUUGAAGGAAAUGGUGUUUUUUCCACUGUUAUACCCUGAUUUCUUUGCAAAGUACCACAUAACACCCCCCCGGGGAGUUUUGCUGUGCGGUCCUCCAGGAACAGGUAAAACAUUAAUUGCUAGAGCAUUAGCUUGUGCUGCUUCAAAGGCUGGUCAAAAGGUCAGCUUUUACAUGCGCAAGGGAGCUGAUGUUCUUAGCAAAUGGGUGGGGGAGGCGGAAAGACAGCUUAAAAUGCUCUUCGAAGAAGCUCAAAAGAAUCAGCCAUCCAUUAUUUUCUUUGACGAAAUUGAUGGGCUUGCUCCUGUUAGAUCUAGCAAACAGGAGCAGAUUCAUAAUUCUAUAGUUUCAACGUUGCUUGCUUUGAUGGACGGUCUUGAUUCUCGUGGUCAGGUUGUUUUAAUUGGGGCAACAAAUAGGAUUGAUGCUAUAGAUGGAGCUCUACGCCGUCCUGGAAGGUUUGAUCGUGAGUUCAACUUCCCUUUACCUGGUUGUGAGGCUCGUGCGGAAAUAUUAGACAUUCAUACACGCAAAUGGAAGGAACCUCCAUCAAAAGCUUUAAAGAUGGAGCUUGCAGCCAGUUGUGUAGGAUACUGUGGAGCUGAUCUGAAAGCUUUGUGCACAGAAGCUGCCAUUCGUGCUUUCCGUGAGAAGUAUCCUCAAGUAUAUACUAGUGAUGACAAGUUUGUCAUAGAUGUUGAUUCCGUGAAGGUUGAAAAAUAUCAUUUUCUAGAAGCAAUGACUACAAUUACUCCUGCGGCUCAUAGGGGUUCCAUCGUUCAGUCCAGACCCCUAUCUUCAGUUGUUGCUCCAUGUUUAGAUAGACACCUUAGAACAAUCAUGGAACUGUUAUCUGACAUUUUCCCAUCCCUAUCAAAUUCAGAUAUGAGCAAGUUGUCUAUAUUCUCCUACGGUUCUGCACUCCCUCUAGUGUAUAGACCUCGGCUUUUGAUUUGUGGUGAUGAAAGUGUUGGGCUGGACCAUAUUGGACCUUCUGUCUUGCAUGAGUUGGAGAAAUUUCCUGUUCAUUCUCUUGGACUUCCUUCUCUUCUUUCUGAUCCAAGUGCAAAGACUCCUGAGGAAGCUUUGGUACACAUAUUUGGUGAAGCAAGAAGAACAACUCCUUCAAUACUCUAUCUGCCUCAGUUUCAGCUCUGGUGGGAGACGGCACAUGAACAGCUUAAGGCUGUCUUGAUGACUCUCUUGGAAGAAUUGCCAUCUAAUCUUCCCAUUUUAUUAUUAGGAACAUCAUCACUGCCAUUGGCCAACCUAGAUGAAGAUUCUACUUCAAUAUUUGCAGCAAAUAAUGUGUAUACAGUGGAUAAACCAACCAUGGAUGACAGGUCCAAAUUUAUUGAGCAGUUGGUCGAAGCUAUCUUCUCCAUCCAGCAGGAAGAAUCAGCAAAUACACCUGAAGAAUCAAGACCACUUCCAGAGCUGCCCAAAGCACCAAAAGAAGUGAGUGGUCCCAAAGCUUCAGAGUUGAAGGCCAAGGCAGAGGCUGAACAGCAUGCUCUUCGCCGUUUACGGAUGUGUCUCCGGGAUGUCUGCAACCGGAUUUUGUAUGAUAAACGGUUCAGCGUGUUUCAUUACCCAGUCUCGGAUGAGGAUGCACCAAAUUACCAUUCCGUUGUUCAGAAUCCCAUGGAUAUGGCUACUUUGUUGCAACGUGUGGACUGUGGGCAAUAUCUCACACGUGUAACAUUCAUGCAAGACUUUGACCUGAUUGUGGCCAAUGCUAAGGCAUACAAUGGAGAUGAUUACAAUGGUUCUAGGAUUGUGAGCAGAGCUUAUGAGCUUCGUGAUGUGGUACAAGGUAUGUUAUCUCAGAUGGACCCAGCAUUGGUCUCAUUUUGUGACAAGAUUGCAGCACAAGGGGGCCCUGUUCAUGUAGCUGAUGAUAUGGAGGGCUUGUGCCUUCCAUCACUACCUGUUGUUCAGCUGGCUUCUGUAACUAGAACCAGCGCCCGGCUGCGCAAUGUUCAGCCAGAGAUAAAUUUAUCACAGAGUUACGAAGCAUUGAAGCGGGCAAAGAAAAACUCAGAGAGUGAGCAACUAGGUUUGGCCAAUGAAGAAAAAUUGCGAGCUCUUUCUGAACCAGAGUCAUCAAAGCCGAGCUCUUCACAUGCAUCACCACCCCAAGAACCAGAUGCAAAUGUUAUCUCAAAAAGAUUGGAGAACUCACCUGUUAACGAAAUUCCAGAGUCCUCGAGCUUAAUAGAUGACCCAUCCUCUCAAGAAAUCAGCCAAGAUACAGUGAUGAUUGAUGCUGACUUCUGUGAGCAGGUCAGAACCCUGAAGCAACGCCUAAUAGAGCGCACCAAUGAUUAUGGCGUGCCGCAGCUGGAGAGACUCUACUCUCGGUUGUUGAAAGGUGUGAUGACCAUGAAAAAUAGAGAAGGCCACAAGAAUCAUAAAACGUUGAUUUUGAGUCAUCUUUUAAAAUUUGUUGAGGAUGAUGAUAAUUUUUAAGUUAAAAAAUUUUCCGUUACAAUUUUCCCCGUCAAUUUUUAUUGGCCUUGUACAUCUGACAUGCAAAAUGCUUUUAUUCCAUGUUAUAUGAUGUAAGGGCUCCUUACCCAGUUUGGGCAAUCAUUAUUUCACUCUUUUUUGAGGUGAUGCAGCAUAUUAUGUUCUUA
Molecule: messenger RNA, 4031 nt
Organism: Asparagus officinalis (garden asparagus)
Lineage: Eukaryota; Viridiplantae; Streptophyta; Magnoliopsida; Asparagales; Asparagaceae
Product: ATPase family AAA domain-containing protein At1g05910
Exons: 11
Coding region: 292-3864 (1190 amino acids)
Biological process (GO): positive regulation of transcription by RNA polymerase II
Cellular component (GO): nucleus
Molecular function (GO): ATP binding; chromatin binding; histone binding
Source: RefSeq, a predicted model, not a curated record